AUGCAGAGGUUUACGGUCAGUGUUCAGCGGAGGGGUCUGCUCCCCCUCCUCCUGUCCUGCUGUCUCCUGUGCGUCCACUCUCAGGAGGCUCCAAACCAUCAGCAGCCGCCUUCGGACGUAGAUGGCACCGUCCACGCAUCCCACCACGGCCGCCUGGACAGAAACAUGGUGCAAGACAAAGACCACAUCAUGGAACAUUUAGACGGCGUGAUAGACAAGCCGGAGACGGACAUGACGCCUCAGGAACUCCAGCUUCAUUACUUCAAGAUGCACGAUUACGACGGGAACAACCUGCUGGACGGCCUGGAGCUGGCCACGGCCAUCACACACGUGCACCGCGAGGAGAGAGGAGAACACAGCCAGCCAAUGAGGGAGGAAGAGCUCAUGGCUCUGAUCGACGACGUCCUGAAGGACGACGACAAAAACAACGACGGCUACAUAGAUUACGCGGAGUUUGCCAAAUCGCUGGAGUAG
Messenger RNA from Menidia menidia (Atlantic silverside), 474 nucleotides. NCBI's taxonomy places the organism in Eukaryota, Metazoa, Chordata, Actinopteri, Atheriniformes, Atherinopsidae. The record is from the annotation of a GenBank genome assembly.